Bufo bufo (common toad) is the source of this 1830-nucleotide messenger RNA. It is a transcript of the gene KHDRBS3, whose product is annotated as KH RNA binding domain containing, signal transduction associated 3. The transcript is spliced from 10 exons. Gene Ontology annotation, molecular function: mRNA binding. Gene Ontology annotation, cellular component: nucleus. Gene Ontology annotation, biological process: regulation of alternative mRNA splicing, via spliceosome. Bases 40 to 1359 code for a protein of 439 amino acids. The record is from RefSeq and is a predicted model, not a curated record. Lineage: Eukaryota; Metazoa; Chordata; Amphibia; Anura; Bufonidae.
CGGAGGUUGUGGAUUGUCAGUGUAUCCCUCCGCCCCUCUAUGACCGUCCAGUCUCCGGUUGGGGGUAGUAGUUCUUGCGACAGUGCGUCUUCCUGCAGCCUCCUGUUCACACAGUGGUGCCCGGACUUUUCUCGUUGGCUCUCUUUGCUUGGAAUGGAGAAGUAUCUGCCCCAACUCUUGGCUGAGAAGGACGCGCUGGACCCUGCUUUUACUCACGCGCUUAGGAUGGUGACUGAAGAUCAACUGAGACCUUCAUAUGCUCCUGCACCUCCAAUCAAGACACGUCCCGAGGAAGGUCUCAAAUCAGACACACUUGACAGAGCUCAAGAUACUUCUGAGACCCAGCAGCCUCCCUUAAUCAAGCAUGCAGCGAAAAUGAUACUUACACUGCUGGAUUCCAUUACAGAAAUCGAAAAGAUUCAGAAGGAUGAGGAGAAUGUCGACAGCACUGACGACCAAUAUAUCGAUGUAGUGAUCAACAAGAACAUGAAGCUGGCACAAAAAGUCCUAAUCCCUAUUAAACAGUUUCCUAAAUUUAACUUUGUUGGAAAACUUCUGGGACCACGGGGAAAUUCCUUGAAAAGAUUACAAGAAGACACCCUAACCAAAAUGUCUAUAUUAGGCAAAGGAUCCAUGAGAGAUAAAGCAAAGGAAGAAGAGCUCAGAAAAAGCGGAGAGGCAAAAUACUUUCAUCUUAACGAUGACCUCCAUGUUCUUAUUGAGGUCUUCGCUCCUCCAGCAGAAGCUUAUGCCAGAAUGGGGCACGCCUUGGAAGAAAUUAAAAAGUUUCUUAUUCCUGAUUACAAUGAUGAAAUCAGACAAGCACAGCUGCAAGAACUCACUUAUUUAAAUGGUGGCUCUGAAAAUGAAGAAGUCCCAGUAGUCCGGGGCAAACAGUCAGUCCGUGCCCGGGGAGCACCAGUCACUACAUUAUCCAGGGGUCGUGGAGGAGUACCACCGCCAUCAACAGGAGUACCAAGAGGAGCUCCAGCUCCCAGAGGAGUAACCCCAGCAAGGGUACCAUCAACAAGAGCUAGAGGACUUCUUGCCUCAAGAGCAAGGGCAAUACCCCCUCCAGCGGGAUAUAGACUCCCACCACCAGCACAGGACACUUACGGUGAAUAUGAUUACGACGAUGGAUAUGGAACUGCAUAUGACGAACCAACCUAUGAGUCUUACGAUAACAACUAUAAUUCACAAGGGCAGAGCACGGGAGAUUAUUAUGAUUAUGGACAUGGGCUUGGAGAAGACUCUUAUGACUCUUAUGGACAAGAUGAUUGGGCUAAUUCCCGACACAAGGCUGUUCCCUCAAGAGCCACAAAAGGAGCAUACAGAGAUCAACCAUAUGCAAGAUACUGAUUGUACAGUCUGACGUGAAUUAUGCCCUCUUCUCCAGCCCUGUUUGCUGUUCAAAGUAAUUUUUUUCUAUGAACGCUCAUUAACUUUUUAUUAAAACCGUUCUAAACGUGAAUGAAUGGAUGGACUGAAACUAAACUGUUUCUUUUUUAAUUUUUUUUUUUUAAUUUUUGGUUUCUUUACCAUUUGAAAGACCAAAUGAACAAAACAAUUGUAAACUAACCUUGUUUAUACAGUAGUCUGUAUUUGAAAAUAGGUGGUCAAAAGGAUGAAUUUAACUUUUAACUAGUGUUAAACCAGUUAGAUCGACUAAAUAUGUUAAUCUAUUCGUUAACAUAACGUAACCUUUUAUUUUAAAGGGUUUUGACAAACUUAAGUUCUAUCGCCUUUAUUUUAACUAUUUGCUACUUUUUUUUCCUCUUGUAAAUCUGCAUAAAUGAAAAGAAAAAAAUCACAAAUGGAAAUAAUGUGGUA